UUGAGUGUGUCCUCAGUCAUGCAUCUGGAAUGGAAAGUCAAAGAUUUUAGGGAAACUGAGGAAAACAAAAUUAAAAAGCAAAAGAGUUCCUCCACAUUUUUGAAACAUAUAUAUACUUGAAGCAGUUUUAGAUUACAUGAUUUCUUUAGGAGUGGGGAUAGAUGAUCGCAACUCAAAGUAGAAUUAGAUUUUAUCCUAUGAACUGUAUCAUUAACUUUAUUUGUUUCAGUUCUGAAGUUCUUGAAGCAAUAGAAAAUGUUAUUCAAGAUGUACUUAAAAGCCUGGCCCAAAAAAAAGCACCUGUUCUCACACUGGCUAACAGAUCAGAUUGGAGGAACAUAGAAUUCAAAGAUUCUGUAGGUCUACAGAUGAUACCACAUUGUACUACAAAACAAAUAAGAAGUGACUGCCCUAGAUCAGCACCAAAAUUUGCUCUGAUGCUCAAAAUACUAUCUAUGAUCUAUAAGAUGGUGCAGAGCAAUACUUAUGCAACUAAAAGAGAUAUAUAUUAUUCAGAUACACUACUGUUUGGUAGCCAAAGUGUUGUCGACAAUAUAAUCAGUGACAUUUCUUGCAUGCUUAAGAUACCUCGGAGAAGUCUACAUAUACUGUCUACAACUAAAGGUUUUGUUGCUGGUAAUUUAAGUUACACUGAGGAAGAUGGUACAAAAGUGAAUUGUACCUGCGGUGCAACAGCAGUCACUGUGCCAUCUAAUGUUCAAGGAAUUAAAAAUUUAAUCUCACAUGCUGAAUUUAUGUUAAUUGUAGAAAAAGAUGCAACUUUUCAGAGACUCCUGGAUGAUGACUUCUGCAAUAAAUUGUCCCCAUGUAUAAUGAUUACGGGAAGAGGCAUACCAGAUCUUAACACACGACUUUUGGUCAGAAAGCUGUGGGAUACUUUUCAAAUUCCUAUUUUCACCCUUAUGGAUGCAGAUCCACACGGUGUAGAAAUAAUGUGCAUCUACAAAUAUGGAUCUGUGUCAAUGUCUUUUGAGGCUCAUCAUCUCACCGUUCCAUCUAUAAAGUGGCUUGGUCUCCUUCCAUCUGAUCUUCAGAGAUUAAAUAUACGCGAAGAUGUCCUGAUUCCAUUUACAAAGCAAGACCAAAAGAAGUUAGCAAGUAUACAAAAGAGACCUUACAUUGCUUGUCAGCCAAUGUGGAAAAAAGAACUGGAAAUUAUGGCAGCAUCUAAACUGAAGGCUGAAAUUCAAGUUUUAACUUCUCUUUCAUCAGAUUACCUUUCCAGAGUCUAUUUACCAAACAAACUGCAAUUUGGUGGAUGGCUAUGAAUACUUGUUUGUUUUUUCUUCAUAUUGAUUUAUUUUGUUGACUGCUCUUAGAAAAAAUGCAGAGAGACAGAGAAGUACGCUUCAGCUUCUUGUUAGGUUUCUUUAUCACUGUAUCUAGAUUAUCAUUAUCUCUUUUGUCUCUUUCAAACUGUAAGAGAAAUUAGGAUUCUUUUACAGAACACUGUUGUUUCCAUUCUGUGGCUUCUGCACUGUAACAAUGCCAAACGCGACGGUACAGACAUUAAAAGAUAAUGAGAUAUGUUCUUUCUGGCCAGAAAAUGUUAAGUUCAAAACUGUAUCAAGGAGUUGCUUUGCCUUUUGUCUUAAAGCACAAGAUGAUGCUGUACCUACUUUUUUAUUUUUCAAGAGAGUAAAAGACUUUGUUAGCAAUUUAUUGCGCAUGCCUCCUUUUGGAAAUUACCUGAAGUACAGCAUUGUGGCAUUUUGUGUUCGCUGUAAAUUCAGACUGAAAAGUCAGAGCUAAUUCUUCAUUGCUGUGUAUCUCAAGCAGCUAUAAGAGUUCCAGCAACCAAAUUACUCUUUGUCUUCAAUGAACAAGUAAGC
Grus americana (Whooping crane) is the source of this 1853-nucleotide messenger RNA. It is a transcript of the gene SPO11, whose product is annotated as SPO11 initiator of meiotic double stranded breaks. The transcript is spliced from 12 exons. The record is from RefSeq and is a predicted model, not a curated record. Gene Ontology annotation, biological process: meiotic DNA double-strand break formation; meiotic DNA double-strand break processing; reciprocal meiotic recombination. Gene Ontology annotation, molecular function: DNA binding; DNA topoisomerase type II (double strand cut, ATP-hydrolyzing) activity; ATP binding. The coding region runs from base 162 to 1289 and encodes 375 amino acids. NCBI's taxonomy places the organism in Eukaryota, Metazoa, Chordata, Aves, Gruiformes, Gruidae. Gene Ontology annotation, cellular component: nuclear chromosome.